Rhopilema esculentum is the source of this 2768-nucleotide messenger RNA. Its product is annotated as serine/threonine-protein kinase Nek8. Gene Ontology annotation, biological process: protein phosphorylation. Lineage: Eukaryota; Metazoa; Cnidaria; Scyphozoa; Rhizostomeae; Rhizostomatidae. The record is from RefSeq and is a predicted model, not a curated record. Gene Ontology annotation, molecular function: protein kinase activity; iron ion binding; oxidoreductase activity, acting on paired donors, with incorporation or reduction of molecular oxygen.
UGGUCGCUGUAGGCGCCUUUUUAGGGCCUGAGAGCGCCACCAACAAAUGCAUAUCUAGUUGUAUUUAGCACAUCUUUUUCACAUCAAAACACAAAAUGGAGAAAUAUGACAAACUCAAAACUGUUGGUCGAGGUGCAUUUGGCAUUGUGCAUCUCUGCCGUUCUAUCAGCGACAGUCAGCUUGUGAUCGUCAAAGAGAUUCCAAUGGAUGAUUUAACAACCGAAGACCGAAUUGCUUCAAAAAACGAAAUAAAUGUCUUGAAGAUGUUGCAUCACCCAAAUAUAAUUGGGUACUACGACAGUUUUACUGCUGAAAAAUCGCUUAUGAUUGUAAUGGAAUAUGCACCAGGAGGGACUGUUUAUGAUUAUCUUCAGCAACGUUUAUCUCAGAAUAUGCUGCUUGAAGAGGAGGAAAUCUUGAAAAAGUUUGCACAGAUUCUGUUGGCAAUUCAUCAUAUUCACUCACAAAAUAUCUUGCACAGGGAUUUGAAAACACAUAAUAUCUUCCUUAGUAAAAACAGAAAGAUUUUGAAAAUUGGAGAUUUUGGUAUCAGUAAAGUGAUGACAAAAACAAAUGCCAGCACACUUGUUGGCUCACCAUACUACUUGUCUCCAGAACUGUGUCAAAAUCAUCCAUAUAAUCAAAAAAGUGACGUAUGGGCUUUGGGGUGUAUUCUUUACGAGCUGGCAACUCUCAAAAGACCGUUUGACGCUGAUAAUAUCAGCGCUAUUGUCUGCAAAAUCAUGAAAGGUCAGUACCAGCCGAUCUCAGAGCAUUACAGUCAGGAACUAAAACAGCUGAUCACCAGUCUUCUUCAUUUGGAUCCAGCAAGGAGGCCUAAUGUAAACAAAAUCAUGGCUCAAACAGUCAUGAUCAAUUCCCUUCUCGAUCUCUCAACAGACAUUGGUCGAGUGCCAUACAAAUUUGUGCCCAAGCCGACUGGUGGAUUUUCAGCAGCGUUACCGCCAAAAACAAAGCGUGUUGGCCAGUUAGAUACCAUCACUGCUUCGCGAUCCCCAACAAUAUCCUCACGAUCAUCAUCUAACUCGGGAACAACAAGAUUUGAUUCAGUAGCUUGGGAUGGCGGCACGGCGACGGAUCUUUCGUCUUUGUUAACAGCGCCGAAUACUUCAGCAGUUUAUUUCUGGGGCAGUGGUGUCAAAGUGCCCGCUCUGUUAGCUCUGCCUCAAGGAGAGCAAACGAUCUCCACCGUUUCUGUUGGAAGAACAUUGAAACUUGGUGUUACUGGUAAUGGCAGAGUUUUCUCUUGGGAGAAUCAAGUCUCUGCUGAGACAUUGAUAAGUGUUGACUCAUAUUUGGAUGGCGGGAAACCCACAGAGAGUGUGCUAGUGCCCAAGCUUCUCGAAGGCCUCUCUGGUGUCACUAUCACCCAGGUUUCCUGUGGAGACCUUUUUGCUGCUGUAUUGACAGAUCGCGGAAUGUUACUCACAUUUGGAAGUGGUUCUCAUGGCUGUCUCGGGCACGGUGGUAACACAGAUGCGACAAAACCGAAGAUUAUUGAAGCUCUCCUCGGAUACAGUGUGGUUCAGCUUUCGUGUGGUGCUGCCCAUGUCAUGAUCGUAACAGAUGCCGGAGACGUCUUCUCUUGGGGCAGAGGGGAUAGUGGCAGGCUUGGCAUUGGGUCAUCAGAGACAAAAUCUGUUCCGACAAAAGUGCCCGUUCCUUCUGGCUACAAAGCUGACCUUGUCAAAUGCGGUGUAGACUGCUCCUUUGUUUUGUCCAAAGAGAAGAUUGUUCUCGCUUGUGGAAAUAACAAGUCAAAUAAACUUGGCCUUUGGACAUACGUGAAGGACGGAGAAGCUCCAAAUCUUGUUCCAAUGACAUCACCUCCUCUUUGUAACGAGGCCAUCAGCAUGGUUCAGACAGGAACAUCACACACUGCUUUUCUCACUGACGAUGGCGUUUUAUACACUGUUGGAUCCAAUUCGUUCUUUCAACUUGGAUACCAGCGUGAGGACAAUGCAGUUACUCCGCAAAAAGUUUUAGCUCUAGAAGAUAAAGUCAUAACUUAUGUUGGAUGCGGAGACACGUUCACAUUGGCAGUUACUGAAGAUGGUGAAGUUUACACUUGGGGCAAAGGCAGAAGGGGACGCUUGGGAAGAGGCAGCGAAGAAUCAUCACCUGUGCCUGGACUGGUUCGAUUUCAAAACAAAGAAAGCAUGAAAAUUCAUUCGUUAGCUGUCAGUCACGGCAACACUCUCCUCAUUGCUAGCCAUCAAAAACAACUGUAGCCUUAGUACUUUUACCCUAAUGCUUGAUCAUUGGAUGAAAGUAUUAAACAUCAAGAAUUUUACAUUCGCUAAUUAUUUCUUUAGUGCAUAUCGGAAAAUAAUGGGAAAAUACAGAGAGAAUUAGCUAAAGACGUAUGCUUUGUAGUAGAGAUAGAAAGAUGAUUUGCACCCGAAUCAUUUUUAGAUUAUAAUUGCAACCCUGCCAUUUGAUGGACGUCGUUGACCGGGAUUUUUAAAUACCAUCCUUUAAAUCGGAAACAUUUUCUCUAUAAUUGGAAAUCUUUAUAGAUCUUUUCAAUCAAGUAGUCAAGUAGAAUUUUUCAGGCAAAUAGCGAUUUCUUUGGCUAAGCUUUUUUAUCAAGAAGGGUGACUAUGUGAUAAACCUCUCCAAUUCAUUUUUGGUGCACAGCUUCGCAUGGAAUGAAGAUUUUGUCUUGUCAGUAACCUGUUUUUGACUUUAUUAUUUAGAAUUUUCUUGCCGAAUAUAUUUUUAGAAAAAUGAAAUUGGGAAGUCAA